Molecule: messenger RNA, 3396 nt
Organism: Laccaria bicolor S238N-H82
Lineage: Eukaryota; Fungi; Basidiomycota; Agaricomycetes; Agaricales; Hydnangiaceae
Exons: 26
Coding region: 1-3396 (1131 amino acids)
Molecular function (GO): nucleic acid binding; ATP binding
Source: RefSeq, a predicted model, not a curated record
AUGAAAAGGAAACUAGGGAGACCUGCCUCAGAUACAGAGACGAUCACGGCUCCUGGCAAGAAAGCACGUGUAACAAAUCAAUCUAAAAGCAAUGGCAACUCGCUCAGGCUGGGGAACGAACUGAGGGACUGGCCAGAAUACUUUCACUCAGCCCCACCCUCCGCGCUUCAUGCUAAAAGCUCGUUCAAGGCCCUGAACACGGUUCUCGCCUUCGUUUCGUCAAAAAGGCAGCUUACUACUACCUUCUCUGCUGUGCGGUCUUCGAUAGAAGGCCUUCUCAAACACUCUUUGGAAAUGAGGAGCAUUACUGAACUGAAGUUUGUAAAGAAAAAAUCCUACGAAGUCUCUUACCUCACCCACUCUUUUAGGGCUUUAAUGCCUGAUCUGAUCAGGUUCUCAUAUAUUCCGAAAUCCGAGUUUCAGACCAGUCAAUCGAAUACAACUCAAUCCAAUGCACACUUCAAUUCUGGUCGAGAGAGUGCGACCGAAGACGCACAUGUACUUGUUUUGGAUUUUACUGAUAGUUUCAAGGGAGCCAAGUCAAAGACCGGUGCUAGGCUAUCUUUGACGGCCCCGACUGCAAUAUCCACCGCGGCUGUGAAGAAAAUGAUUGAGAGGAGAAAUGCCGCGUGCCAAAAUGCGCUGAACGACUUACUGCUGGCGACUUCUGUCAAAGAUGAUCCUGUUUUUCUUCUAAAGGCCGCAGGAAGAGAUCACAUCCCCGUCAACCCAUCUGAAAGUUUGUAUCGAGAAGAGAUGAUCAACGUUAAGGUUCCGACGUCAAACGAACGCCGUUCUAUUGCUGAAGUUGUCGCUGAGCUGCAAACACAAACCUGGGUCGAUGACCAAAUUGUCUAUACUAAGGCUUUUGACGCGAAGGAAGCGCUUACUGAUGUAUUUGAGCCUGCUCUCUCGCAGAUGGUUUCCCGGGGAAUCUCAGAAUCACACAACAUAACUUCUUUCUACAGCCAUCAGGUCGCGGCUAUCCGAGCUAUUCAACGUGGAAUGAAUGUUGUCGUAUCCACAAGCACUGCAUCAGGGAAAAGCGUUAUUUAUCAGGUUCCGCUCUUGACGUUUUUGGAAAAGAAUGCUGGUGUCACUGCCGUGUUUGUCUACCCUACUAAGGCCCGCCACCUGUUUUACAAGACCUUGCCCACGAUGGUCAUGCUGAAUAACAACAGGCACUUGCACAAGACCAAAGAGGUAUCUACUUACGAUGGUGACACACCUCAACAAGAUCGUGCAGUGAUUCGGGAGUCAGCCUCUGUGAUUUUAACGAACUUUGUUAGUCAUACCCGUUCCUUCCUCUGGUGGCCCCCUCCGACGAUGUUUUCCAGGACACCAUUCAUGCAUCUAUACUGCCUCGAGAGGAAUUUUGUGGAUGAACUCCACUAUUACUCUGGAGUUUUCGGAAGUCACGCAGCUAUGAUAAUCAGACGAUUUCGGAGGGUCUGCGCCGCCGUCGGAAACAGACAUAUUCAGUUCAUUUCCUGUAGUGCGACUUUACCAAAUCCUGGCGCCCAUAUGGAGAAAAUGUUUGGGCUAGAUAGUACAAGCCUCGAAGUUUUCACCGAAGAUGGUUCUCCCUCAGGACGCAAAGAUGUUCUCAUCUGGAACCCCAAACUUCGCGACCCCAAGCAACCAAGUCUAGGGAGGUGCAGUUCCAUUGCUGACGCGGCAAGGGUAAUGCGGUUCCUUAUGAAACGGGGCAUACGGGUUAUCCUCUUUUGCAAGGCGAUGAAGACCAUUAAGGCUGAUCUGACUAAUGAAGGUCGACUUGACAUCUUAGAUCGCGUCAGACCUUAUCGUGGGGGAUAUUCACAAGAGGAUCGUCGUCGGAUUGAACAGGACGCGUUUUCAGGCGCGCUUUUAGGCAUAGUCGCGACAAAUGCUUUGGAGCUUGGAAUUGAUAUCGGUGCGCUCGAUGCAGUCAUUAUGCUCGGAUUUCCUAUGACAAUUUCCAACUUUAGACAGCAAUCAGGGAGAGCAGGGCGUCGAUCUCGUGAUUCUCUCUCUGUAUUGAUCGCAGAUUCAUUCCCCGUCGAUCAGUACUACGUCUCCCAUCCCGAAGAACUGUUCGACAGCAAAAUCGACGAUCUCAUCAUAGAGACGGAAAAUAAAAUCAUAUUGGAGGCUCACCUUCAAUGUGCGGGGAAUGAGAUGCCUCUAUCUCCGGCUGACGAGAAAUGGUUUGGACCAUUCAUGCUGCAAGUCUGCGAAACACAAUUAAGUAAGGACAAGGACGGAUGGUACCAUACACACGCGAAAUUCCUGCCAUACCCAUCCACACAUGUUUCAAUCCGCGGGGUCACCGAGGAUAAAUACAUGGUUGUUGAGGUCCAGCUUGGCCAGCCGGCCAAGUCGAGUCUCAUCGAAGAAGUAGAGAUUUCGAGAGCGUUAUUUGAAAUUUAUGAAGGGGGCAUCUUCAUGCAUCAAGGCUCUACAUUUAUUAUCACAGAGGUAAAUCAUGAUGCGAAGUUGGUGAAAACAAUUAGAAGGGACGUCAACUAUAUAACGUCGCCAAGGCAAGAUUCCACGGUCUCGUUGAAUUUCGUAUCUCUAACCGUGCGCCGCGUCAUAACCAAUAGGGAUUUUACUAACGUAGACGCACUUCAAACUCGGCGCAUUAGGGCUAUCAACGCGAAUCGUGUAUAUUAUGGAAGUAAGCAUUCAACAUCCCUCGCAAUUCGCAGGUGUAAAUCUUUGGAGUUAGAGAUCAGCGUAUAUGUCAAAGUAUUUGGAUUUUACAAAAUCAGGAAUGGAGUUAUCCUGGACUCCGUAGAUCUUGAAACUCUUCCGUUGGAACAAGAUACCACCGGCUUUUGGAUUGAUGUGCCAAACACACUCCUUCAACUUAUGCAAUCGAAAGGAAUCAAUGCGGCGGAGGCAAUACAUGCUGCCCAGCAUGCUUUCUUGAACCAAUUCCCUUUAGCAGAAGAUAUUCGGACAGAAUGCAAAGCAGAAGAGAAAGAGUAUAAGGCAGCAGAAUCGCAACGAAAGCGACCAGCACGGUGUGUUGACCGCCCCUGCCUUCAAAUCAGACCACCAAUUUUGUUUAGUCUCAUCUUCUACGAUGCCAUUGGCAAAGGUGGAUGUGUAACUGCGAAGGCUUUCGAUGAAGCCAAAUCGAUACUGGACAAAGCCCACCUAGCCAUUCAAAACUGCCAGUGCGAAAAUGGCUGUACGAGAUGUGUGCAAAGCACCUUCUGCAAAGAGGGGAACAAAGUUUGUUCCAAGCUUGGGGCCGAGAUAAUUUUGAAGCAAAUUCUCGGUCUCGAUAUCAACAAGGAGGGUAUUCCCUACCGCACGGAUCCCUUACCCCACAAUACAAUAGUCGAAGCCUUCCCCGUCUCGGUGGCAGACGGCGUUAACGUUGAAUAUUACUCCAGUAUAUAA